AUGGUGGAAACCAAGAGUUCUCCCGAACCUGCAUUGCCCGCCAAACGCAAAGCCGACCCCACCUCCCAAGAUCACGACCCACAGCCCCAGAACGAAGAUCCUUCAGUCGACUCCGAAGAAGGAGAAGAGGAAGAGGAAGAGGACGAUGACUAUGAAGACGAUGAAGAUGACGAUGAAGAGGAGGAGAAUGGAAGCGCUCCAGUGGACCGGAAAGGGAAAGGGGUUUUAAUUGAGGAGGAAAUUGAUAGCGACGAUGAUGAUUCGAGCGAUGGCGGGAAUGAAUCAGAGGGGGAUUUAUCUGAUGAUCCGUUGGCGGAGGUUGACUUGGACAAUAUCUUACCUUCGAGGACACGGCGGCGAGUGGUGCGUUCUGGUGUUCGUAUUUCGAAAGAAGUCGGAAACAAGGGUAAAGCCGAUGAUGGCGAUGACAGUGCCUCUUAA
Messenger RNA from Hibiscus syriacus, 441 nucleotides. RefSeq names its product acidic leucine-rich nuclear phosphoprotein 32 family member B-like. The transcript has 2 exons. The coding region runs from base 1 to 441 and encodes 146 amino acids. The record is from RefSeq and is a predicted model, not a curated record. NCBI's taxonomy places the organism in Eukaryota, Viridiplantae, Streptophyta, Magnoliopsida, Malvales, Malvaceae.